AGGGCAAAAGUGCAUUUUACAAUACAAUCCCAGAAAAUUGAGAAAUUGCACAAAGACCAACCCCAAUUCAUCUCUCUUUUCUUCUCUACACGUGCAAUCGGUUCAUCAAUUUUACUCAACGAUCGAUGUCGAGUUUGAUUUGAUUCUCCUUUGAUUGUCAAUCGGAAUGUCGAACCCUGAUAAUAUUACCUUACCGCUCGUUUCGGCGCAAAGCACACCUAUGGAUCGGACCAAAAUGGAAGGGAUUCCGGAAUGGUACAGCUCCGGGAGCGGCGGCUGCAGCGGGUUCUGGCGCCAGACAGCUCUGGUUGUACCUUCUGUUUUGUUGGUGUUGUACCUAGGGUUUCAGGCCAGGCGGAAUGUGAGGAAGCUCAGCCACCGGAAGUCUUACGUGAUGAUUGCGUACUACGCUCUUCUAUGGUUCACCACUCUUCUCAAUUUGGCUUGGGCAAUUCUUCAGGCGUGGCAGUGUGCUCCUGGGAAGCCAAUUGCUUGGAACCUGUUGUCAUUAUUCACAGAAUGUGGAUUGCUAACUUUAGAAAUCAGCAUACUAGCCUUCCUGCUCCAGGAAAAUUAUGCUAGUGGAUUGGAAGCUCUAGCACACACUUUCAUGGUUUCAGGGUCAUUUGUUGCUAUUGAUAUGCUUAUUCAGUCAAUUUUUGCAUUUGGAUUUGGGGUGCCUCUCUUCAUUAAUACCGAUGCUACACAUUGGGGAAAGUGGAGUGUAUUGUUUGCUCAUACGUUGGUGCUCACAGCAGUUUAUAGCUACAUAUUAUUUGUGCACUAUUCAAAGUGGAAAGAUAAGUUGCCACCAAGGCCAUCAUUCUACAAUUACGUGGUUGUCAUGUUCAUAGCAAAUGUUCUGGGAUUGUUUGCUACUGGACUUGCUGGCAUUAGUUACAGUUUUGGCCUUUGGUUGUACGACUUCAUAGUCAUCUGUCGUCACGCCCUUUACCUUCCCUUUCUGUAUGUAACUUUUCUGGCCGACUUUUUCCAGGAGGAAGACUGGCUUUUGGACAAUGCAUAUUAUUCGGAGAUGAAAGAUGCGGGUUUUUUUGAUACUGAAUGGGAUUAACAUAUGUACAUUAUUCAUCAAAUCGGAGUUUUUGGCUUUCGGAUUAGGUUGUAAAUUAUAACUUUCCAGUACCUAGAAGUAGACUAACAUGUAACAUACGAGCGCUAACUGCAGUAUUAUUGUAAAUUUCUGUAACAUUUAAAUGAAUCUUGGAUGUUACCUAGUGUUUUACAUGUUGAAAGUGAUAUGUAUCGUUCUCAGGGUUCAUCACACAA
Molecule: messenger RNA, 1290 nt
Organism: Sesamum indicum (sesame)
Lineage: Eukaryota; Viridiplantae; Streptophyta; Magnoliopsida; Lamiales; Pedaliaceae
Product: protein CANDIDATE G PROTEIN-COUPLED RECEPTOR 2
Biological process (GO): G protein-coupled receptor signaling pathway
Cellular component (GO): plasma membrane
Molecular function (GO): G protein-coupled receptor activity
Source: RefSeq, a predicted model, not a curated record